CGUAAAGAAUGUCUUCAAAUUGAUUACCGGUUCUCAACUCACGAGUCGUUUUCACCCAAUGUUUUGACCAUUGAUUGCAUCGGAGGACCAAUUGAUGUGUGAUUUAAGAGCAAAGUUGACGUCAUUUUGAUUAAGAGAUUAUCGUUUGAGACAAAAGUGAUUGCAUUUGAAAGACAAUCGAUUCGUACAAUGGAUUCAAAUCGGAGUCAUUUCAGCGGACAAGACGUGGGAUUCAAUUGGUCUGAUGUGACACAAGAGUUCUGGAGCGCCACUGAAGAGCUGAGUUGCGGUCAGUUAUUACACGACGAGUUGUUUGGGUUGUUUGAAGCCAUGUCUGCCAUAGAGAUGAUGGACCCCAAGAUGGACGCCGGGAUGGUCUCCAACCAGACCCUCAAGAAAGUGCUCAAUUUGGAGCAAUCAAUCAAAGCUAACAAAAUCAAGAUCAACGACUUCACGCUCGACGAGCACUUGGGGGUCAUCGACGAGACCCUCUCAUCGCUCGUCACGUGGUUUGAGGGCCACUCACUCGCGCAGACCGUCUUCAUUAACCUCUAUCUCCAUAACCCGUCACUCAUUGUCGACAAAACCAUUCGAGUCUUCUCUAUGAUUGUCCUCAAGUUAAUUGAUUUGAUCCGUGAGUUCGUGUCAAAGGCUAAUGUCUUCGAAGAGGAAGACUUCCAGCCUAUCGUUUACGGCUACCAAUUGGCCAGUGAUUUGAGUGAUUCAAAGGCCGCUUCCCUCAUGAGGGAAGUGGAGGACGAGUUGUUUAAGAAAGUGAAAGCUCUUCAGCGGGUCAUCGAUAAGACAGUUGAAUGCGAUGCCAACAAACAGGACGUGGAGUGCCAUCGACUCACUUCUGGUCUCUAUUUUCGGAUCAAAUUCUUUCGAAAUCUCUUCCAAGCAUUGAAUACAUUGAAGAAAUUGACGUCAAAUAACAAAGCGAACCGAAAAUUGAACACAAAUUUAGACAAAGAGUUAGUCGAAGACACCGAGAAGUACUUAAACCAAUGCAACGAAGCGAUCACUGUAUGGAAGCAAACCAUUGAUUGUGGAGUAAAACCUGACUUGAGUUCGACGAGUGGACACAGAGCUGAUUACCCGACAAUCUUAGGCUUUGAACCAUUGGUUAAUCAACGACUACUUCCGCCCACUUUUCCGCGCUAUACGAAAAUGAAGAGCAGAUCCGAAGCACUGGAACUGACGCUUCGACUCAUAGAUCGGCUGAAAAGAGUGUCCAAAAUAUAUGAGUACUCUUCAUAUGAGUCGGCGCUGGAGUUCUUCAACGACUUCAGUCAAUACAUUCCCUCGUCUUGUGUUCUCUCGCGUUCAAUACUACAGGUCUUAUAUCUACCGCAACCGAGUCUGGUGUUCGGAACCACACAUUUAGCACAAGUAGUUCGCGAGUCGUGCAAACAGUUUAUAAAACCGCCCUCUCUUUGCACUAAAAGUGCGUUAAUUAACAGCAAUCCUAACGCUAAGGAAUUGUUGGACACCUUUUUCCAGCGCGCCGUCCGACCCAUGGCUACGUUGACGCAGAUUUGUGGCCACAAUAGAGCGCGUCAGAGGGAAAAGUUGGCGCAGAUUCUCGAAGAGCUCACUGCCCUCCAGGACGAGGCCGACAAAGUAGACAACUAUUUGAAUGGAUUCACACAGAAAAGUGAUCCGCAAACCAGUCAUUUGGGAUAUUAUAGCACUUGGGUUUUGUAUCACAUCUUACGAGUUAUGACUCAAUACCUGCUCUCAGGCUUUGAAUUAGAACUGUAUUCUCCACACGAAUAUCAGUAUAUAUUCUGGUAUUUGUAUGAGUUUUUGUACGGUUGGAUCGUUUCCACACUCAAUAGGGCCAGUAAUCUGAUCCUCGAACAGGAGGUCAUUGCCGAUCAAAUCCAACAGCAAAUGAAAGGCAAGAGUAAGAAGUCGCGGCCUAAGAAACGCAAACAACGGCCACACUAUCAGCAAAUACUUAUUCACCAAUCACUACAACAUCUCAACAAUGGCUUUUAUAAAGCCAUUUGUGGAUUCAAGUUAGAUAACAAACUACCGGUGCCUCAGUCUGCUCUCAAUAGUGAACAGAUCCGAUACGAGCACAGGUUUAUGCCAUUUCGCAACAUUAUAGCGCCGCCACCCGUCCCUUACAACCAAUUCAAAGAUAUGACGAGUAAUGUAUGGCAACAAACGUCUGGCGAACUCUAUUUGAUGUCUUGUAAAAGCUUUCAACAGACAAAAGCUUUACUCGAAACCAUAUCUGAUCCAAAACAAGAAAAAUGUCCAGAAUUUGACUUUUCAGUCAAUCCAUACUUUCCGUUAAUAAGUAUUUAUAAGAAAUGAUUUUAUAUACAGUUUUAAAAUUUUAUGAAAAAUUAGUUCAUUUAUUUAUACAUUCAUUUAAAGACAACUGCAAUAAACUAAACGUAAAU
Molecule: messenger RNA, 2417 nt
Organism: Oppiella nova
Lineage: Eukaryota; Metazoa; Arthropoda; Arachnida; Sarcoptiformes; Oppiidae
Source: the annotation of a GenBank genome assembly